AGGUCCUCAGCAGGCCGCCGCUAGCGCGCAGCUCUGGGGCAGACCCCAGCGGGAGCCCAAGGGCAGCUACGGGGCCGCUGAGGCUUCUGGCGCCGCCUCGGCCAGCCCUUCCUGCACGGUGAGGACCCCGGGACUGCUGCGGGAAGGUGCUGGAGGUUCCACUGCCUUAAGGAUGACAGUCCUAGGGCCCCCGAGAAGUUGGAGCUGCCAGUGGUUGCCACUCCUGAUGCUGCUGCUGAGCACAACGGGGGUGGCAGGUGUGACACACUACAAAGCCGGCGACCCUGUCAUUCUGUAUGUCAACAAAGUGGGACCCUACCAUAACCCUCAGGAGACUUACCACUACUAUCAGCUUCCAGUCUGCUGCCCUGAGAAGAUCCGGCACAAAAGCCUUAGCCUGGGUGAAGUGCUGGAUGGUGACAGAAUGGCCGAGUCUUUGUACGAGAUUCGCUUUCGGGAGAAUGUGGAAAAGAGAAUUCUGUGCCACAUGCAGCUCAGUUCUGCACAGGUGGAACAGCUGCGCCAGGCCAUCGAGGAAUUGUACUAUUUUGAAUUUGUGGUGGACGACUUGCCACUCCGUGGCUUUGUGGGCUACAUGGAGGAGAGUGGCUUCCUGCCUCACAGCCCCCAGCGUGUGCUUCGGAAUGACCUGGCUCGGUACAACUUGGAUGAGGAGACAACCUCUGCAGGUUCUGGUGAUGACUUUGACCAAGGUGACAAUGGCUGGAAAAUCAUCCAUACAGAUGUCUUCCGUUUCCCUCCGUACCGUGGUCUGCUCUGCGCUGUGCUUGGUGUGGGUGCCCAGUUCCUGGCCCUUGGCACUGGCAUUAUUGUCAUGGCGCUGCUCGGCAUGUUCAAUGUGCACCAUCAUGGGGCCAUUAACUCAGCAGCCAUCUUGUUGUAUGCCUUGACCUGCUGCAUCUCUGGCUAUGUGUCCAGCCACUUCUACCGGCAGAUCGGAGGCGAGCGUUGGGUGUGGAACAUCAUUCUUACCACCAGUCUCUUCUCUGUGCCUUUCUUCCUGACCUGGAGUGUGGUGAACUCAGUACAUUGGGCCAAUGGUUCGACCCAGGCUUUGCCAGCCACCACCAUCCUGCUGCUUCUGACGGUUUGGCUGCUGGUGGGCUUUCCCCUCACUGUCAUUGGUGGUAUCUUCGGGAAGAACAAUGCUAACCCCUUUGAUGCACCUUGUCGCACCAAGAACAUCGCCCGGGAAAUCCCACCUCAGCCCUGGUACAAGUCUACUCUCAUCCACAUGACUGUUGGAGGCUUCCUGCCUUUCAGUGCCAUCUCUGUGGAGCUGUACUACAUCUUUGCCACAGUAUGGGGUCGGGAGCAGUACACUUUGUAUGGCAUCCUCUUCUUUGUCUUUGCCAUCCUGCUGAGUGUGGGGGCUUGUAUCUCCAUUGCGCUCACCUACUUCCAGUUGUCAGGGGAGGAUUACCGCUGGUGGUGGCGAUCUGUACUGAGCGUUGGCUCCACUGGGCUCUUCAUCUUCCUCUACUCAGUCUUCUACUAUGCCAGGCGCUCCAACAUGUCAGGGCCGGUACAGACAGUGGAAUUCUUUGGCUACUCCUUACUCACUGGUUACAUCUUCUUCCUCAUGCUGGGCACCAUCUCCUUUUUUUCUUCCCUAAAGUUCAUCCGUUAUAUCUAUGUUAACCUCAAAAUGGACUAGUUUUGGGUGGCAAAACUGCUCUUCUCUCCCUUUCUUCACGUUUCGUUUAUUUCUUACCAACAUCUCUCCUGAUUGACUGACUUGUGUGAUGGCAUUGUUGCCUUUCCCUUUGCCCUUUGCGCCUCCCUUUCCGCGGGAAGUUCCGGAAAUUAUAAAUAUCUAUUAUAUAAGAAGUAUAUAUUUGAACUUUUUAAGUUGCCUUUCAUUUUGGUCCUGAUUUUUCUUUUUACAAUUAUCAAAAUAAAAUUUAUUAAGAAAAAGGA
Molecule: messenger RNA, 1941 nt
Organism: Myotis davidii
Lineage: Eukaryota; Metazoa; Chordata; Mammalia; Chiroptera; Vespertilionidae
Gene: TM9SF1
Product: transmembrane 9 superfamily member 1
Biological process (GO): protein localization to membrane
Cellular component (GO): membrane
Source: RefSeq, a predicted model, not a curated record